AUGGAAGCGGUGAUUCUGUACAAUGGCCACGAGGAAUUCACCGUGUGGCCGAAGAACUUGCGCAUGUCUCCCGGCUGCAACGGACGAGUGUACGUACAGUACAGCGCAAGACGUCGAGACACAGCCGCAGUGGGCAUAUUGCACGUGCUUGCGCUGGGGUCAAGUGGAAGUGCGGGCGUCGUAGGUAUACCAGGGACAGAAGCUAUAGGAACUGAAGUUUUGGAGGAGGUGUUAGGAAGCAUGAAGCAUGCGGGGGUUGCGGGGAGUGCGGGAAGGUGGUGUAGUGCUCGAGUGUCGCUACAAGCAGUAUCCACGACCGACCGCGCACACGCACUGCAACCUCACGACUUCACUGACGACCCCCACCUUCUGAACUCCAUUGUAAUAUAA
Messenger RNA from Parnassius apollo (apollo), 390 nucleotides. Lineage: Eukaryota; Metazoa; Arthropoda; Insecta; Lepidoptera; Papilionidae. The record is from the annotation of a GenBank genome assembly.